Messenger RNA from Prunus armeniaca (apricot), 186 nucleotides. Lineage: Eukaryota; Viridiplantae; Streptophyta; Magnoliopsida; Rosales; Rosaceae. The record is from the annotation of a GenBank genome assembly.
AUGGGCUAUUUUGGUUGGGCUACUUUCUCUUUUGUGCUCACCCACAUGUUUGGGCCUAAGAAAUGGGCUUGGGUUCCGAGGCUCCCAAGUAACCCGGAACCUCCACUUCUUGGUCCAUCAAUGGGCCUCAUGACAAUUUAUUACCAUCCAUACCACAACCCACUCAAGCAAGCCCCGGGUAUUUGA